Ostreococcus lucimarinus CCE9901 is the source of this 1434-nucleotide messenger RNA. RefSeq lists its product with no specific name. The transcript has a single exon. Gene Ontology annotation, molecular function: 4-hydroxyphenylpyruvate dioxygenase activity. NCBI's taxonomy places the organism in Eukaryota, Viridiplantae, Chlorophyta, Mamiellophyceae, Mamiellales, Bathycoccaceae. Gene Ontology annotation, biological process: L-tyrosine catabolic process. The record is from RefSeq and is a predicted model, not a curated record. The coding region runs from base 134 to 1417 and encodes 427 amino acids.
CGACGACGCGCGCGCGCGACGAGACGCUCGAAAGCGCGCGCGAACGCGUCGAAAUAUAUCGCCGCCAUUCGCUCGACGCCACCGAAUCGCGCGCGAGAGACGGCGACGACGGCGAUAAGAUAAAGCGUCAACGAUGGCGACCGUCCCGAGUAAACGAAAGUUGGUCGGGUGCGCGAACUUCGUGCGAUCGAACCCGCUGAGCGACGCGUUCGAGUGUGAAAAGUUUGACCACAUCGAGUUUUGGUGCGGGGAUGCGACGAACGCGGCGGCGAGGUUCGGGGUUGGCUUAGGCAUGGGGCUGCGAUGCAAGAGCGACGCGACCACGGGGAACGGGACGUACGCGUCGUACGCGAUGAAGUCGAACGAUCUGACGUUCGUGUUCACCGCACCGUACGGAGUCGAGAGCGGAGGUAGUCGAGGGGAAGCGCCGCAUCCGGGACACGAGGGACGGGCGAUGAUGCGAUUUUUUGAGAAGCACGGGCUGGCGGCGCGCGCGGUGGGCGUGCGAGUCAAAGACGCGCGCGCGGCGUAUGAGGAGGCAGUGAAACGUGGUGCGCGUGGCGUGCUGGCGCCGACGGUUUUGACACACACAGUAGACGACGGAUGUGCGAAGGGUGGACAAGUCAUCGCGGAGAUUGAGCUAUAUGGCGAUGUCGUCUUGCGCUUCGUCAACGCGACGGAUGGAUUUGACGGAGACUUUCUGUGCAAUUAUUCGGCGACGCGCGAUGCGCCAGAUGUGUCGUAUGGGUUGCAGCGCCUCGAUCACGCCGUCGGUAACGUGCACGAUUUGAUCGAAACCGUGGAUUAUAUCACCAAAGUCACGGGCUUUCACGAGUUUGCUGAGUUCACGGCGGAGGACAUCGGAACGAUCGAUAGCGGGUUGAAUAGCAUGGUGUUGGCAAACAAUAACGAGUACGUGUUAUUGCCUGUGAACGAGCCGACGUUCGGGACGAAGCGGAAGAGUCAAAUCCAAACAUAUCUUGAGCAAAACAAUGGCCCUGGGUUGCAGCACUUGGCGUUGAAAACGGAUGACAUCUUUGCGACGGUGCGAGAAAUGCGCAAGUACUCGCACUUGCGAGGCGGAUUCGACUUUCAAGCGCCGGCAAGCGAUGACUAUUACAAGCAACUCAAGGCGAAAAUCGGCGAUGCUUUGAACGAUGAGCAGUACGCGCUUGUCGAAGAGUUGGGUUUGCUCGUCGAUAAGGACGACCAGGGCGUAUUGAUUCAGGUCUUCACGAAGCCCGUGGGCGACCGGCCGACGUUAUUUUUAGAAAUCAUCCAGCGCAUAGGCUGCAUGCGUAGAAAAGCGGACUCGGAAUCAUUUGAGCAAGCAGCCGGAUGCGGUGGGUUCGGCAAGGGUAAUUUCUCCGAACUGUUCAAAUCUAUUGAAGCGUACGAAGCGACGCUUCAAAUUUAGCCAGGCAUUGUUAUCAA